Molecule: messenger RNA, 1724 nt
Organism: Aureococcus anophagefferens
Lineage: Eukaryota; Pelagophyceae; Pelagomonadales; Pelagomonadaceae
Gene: NRT1
Exons: 3
Coding region: 70-1485 (471 amino acids)
Biological process (GO): transmembrane transport
Molecular function (GO): nitrate transmembrane transporter activity
Source: RefSeq, a predicted model, not a curated record
ACACGCCCUCUCGACGCUCUUUGACGCGCUCUUCCGCACCACACGCACACGCACCACCACCCACUCAUCAUGUCUUCCCUCGAGUCCGGCAAGGGCGGCGACGUCGUCCAGCACCCCAAGGCCCAGUACAAGUUCACGGAGACGUCGCCCGGCACGUGGAAGAUCGGCUCGAUGCCCGUCGACCCGCACCAGGGGUGGAAGGCCAAGGAGAUCCAGCUCUUCAGCUUCCAGCGGCCCCACAUGCGCGGCUUCCACUUCGCCUGGUCCUCCUUCUUCUUGGCCUUCGUCUGCUGGUUCGCGUUCGCGCCGCUCAUGGUCCUCGUGCGCGCGGACCUGGGCAUGACCAUCAAGGGCGUCUUCACCGUCAACAUCUGCUCCGUCGCGUCGACGGUGCUCACGCGCUUCGCCGUGGGCCCGCUCUGCGACAAGGUCGGCCCGAAGCUCUGCCAGUCCGUGCUCCUCGCGUGGAUCUCCGUCAUGACGCUCGUGGGCAUGUCCGUCAACUCGCAGUGGUCGUUGGGCAUCGUGCGCUUCCUCAUCGGCAUGGGCGGCGGCACCUUCGUCGUGACGCAGUUCUGGACGACGCAGCUCUUCUGCCACGAGAUCGUCGGCGUCGCGAACGCGACGUCCGCGGGCUGGGGCAACCUCGGCGGCGGCGUCACGCAGCUCCUCAUGGUCUCCAUCUACGGCUUCUUCUUCAACACGGUAGGCCUCGGCUCCGAGACCUCGUGGCGCGUGUCGUUCGUCGUGCCCGCGUUCAUCACGGGCACGCUCGCGGUCAGCAUGUGGCUCCUCGGCGACGACAGCCCCCAGGGCGACCUCAACUACCUCUACGCCGAGGGCGUGCUCGAGCGCAAGACGGCCAAGGACUCGGCCAAGGUCGGCUUCUCCAACAUCAACUCGUGGAUCCUCGGGAUCCAGUACGCGUGCUGCUUCGGCGUCGAGCUCCACAUCAACAACACGGCCGCGCUCUACUUCGCGACCGUCGACUCCUUCGGCAUCGGCGUCAUCGACGCGGGCGCCAUCGCGUCCAUCUUCGGCUGGAUGAACCUCUUCGCGCGGUCCGUCGGCGGCAUCAUGUCCGACUACGGCUGGAAGCACGCGGGCAUGCGCGGCCGCAUCCUCGCGCAGUCCGUCGCGCUCACCUGCGAGGGCGUCAUGCUCAUCGUCUUCUCCCAGCAGACGGAGAUCGCCCAGGCCAUCCCCUGCCUCGUCGCCUUCUCCUUCUUCGUCCAGGCCACCGAGGGCACGUCCUUCGGCAUCGUGCCCUACGUCGAGCCCUCCGCCAUCGGCGGCGUCUGCGCCGUCGUCGGCGCCUGGGGCAACAUCGGCGCCGUCAUCUGGGGCCUCAUGUUCCGCUACAACUACGUCGGCCGCAUGGACGAGGGCUACCUCGCCAUGGGCUUCAUCAUCAUCGCGUCCGCGGCCGUCUCGCUCGGCAUCCGCAUCAAGGGCCACUCGCACCUCCUCGGCACGCUCGAGUGAGCGCGCGCCGCGCCGCGCGCGCCCCCGCCCGCGGACCGCGGAGCCGGCGCCCCGCCGCGCGGGCCCCGCGCGCGCCCCCCGACCCCCCCCCCCGAGCCCCGCCGCGCCGCUCCCGCGCCCGCCGCCGGGCCCGCCCUCGUGCCACAGCGCACGGGGGGACUCGCGCCCCGGCCGCGGCGCCGCCGCCCCGCGGGCGCUCGAGACCCCCCUGCCCUGUCUGUCCAUAAUCAUGCGUGUCU